Paecilomyces variotii is the source of this 2521-nucleotide messenger RNA. Its product is annotated as putative ABC transporter. Gene Ontology annotation, molecular function: ATP binding; ATP hydrolysis activity. The record is from RefSeq and is a predicted model, not a curated record. The transcript has 7 exons. Lineage: Eukaryota; Fungi; Ascomycota; Eurotiomycetes; Eurotiales; Thermoascaceae. The coding region runs from base 111 to 2339 and encodes 742 amino acids.
UCUCCCAAAGCCAUUUGGGAACUAGUACCCUCAUUCUUUGUAUCUCUUCUGUCUCUCUCCGCUGAUAAUUGCAACCUAGCUCGGCUACCUGAACGAAGUCUUAGGCCAUUAUGCCUUCUCCAUCCAUCAUUGCAACAUGCAGAGAGACUCGGUUUCAUCUGAAUGAUAAGCCUUCACAAGAGGUAGACGUGAGCGGUCUUACCAUCAGCAUAGCCUCUCCCACCUCAGAAGCCACGGAAGUUGCAUCCAGCACCAAGGCUAAAGGGAAAUCUAAGGCAAAGGCUGGCAGUCGAGAACUCAUAUCAGACAGUCACUUGCGACUGAAACCAGGGGUCCAUUACGGGUUUCUGGGACGAAAUGGAAGCGGAAAAUCUACUCUUCUGCGCGCAAUGGCUGAGAAAAUUAUACCUGGGAUUUCGUUCAGUACCUGCAUUGCCAUAUUGCAACAAACCAAUCCUCAAAACGAGAGGGGAAAUGAUACGGAAUCAAACCAAGAGGGUACGGUCCUGGAAUUCGUUCUCAGCAGUGACCGUGUUCGGAAUAGAGCUGUUCAAACUGCAAACCUUAUCUCCAGCAGUUUCGAAUCAGAUGAUCCCUUGCAACCUGUGUUCGCUAUUCGAAAAUUACGUCUCCAGCAAGCGGAAGAGGAACUUUCACUUGCUAGGAAAAAUGCUAGUUUCAAGAGCGGAGCAAGAGGUUUACAAGCCAGGAGGGAUUUGAAGGCAGCAGAAGCAAAACUUGAAAUCUCGAUGAAUUUAUUCACCCAAAGACCGGAAGCUAUCGAUCCCCAGACGAUUCAAACGGAAACAGAGGCUGCGUUGGAGACACUGCAGGAUUUACAGUCCCAGCUUGAAGAGACCAGCUUGUCUGAUAAAGAGCGGCAAGCCCGCCAAAUUCUGCGAGGCUUAGGCUUCAAGGAAGAUGCAUUGGAUAAGCAAGUUUCGACCCUUUCUGGUGGCUGGCGCAUGCGGUGCAUGCUAGCGAGCGUCUUGAUUCAACAAUCAGAUAUACUGAUAUUGGAUGAGCCGACUAAUUUCCUAGAUCUACUGGGCAUAAUGUGGCUGGAAAACUUCCUUCGACAUCUUCGAGAAACUACUAACACGACCGUUCUACUUGUCUCGCAUGAUCGAAAUUUCUUGAAUUCCGUUUGCGAAGAAAUGCUGAUUCUUCGAGAUCAGAAGCUUGAAUAUUUCCGAGGAAACGUAGCGGCAUACGAACGGAAUUUCGAAGAAAAGAAGCUCUACUGGGCACGCAUGAAAGAAGCCCAGGAAAGGCAGAUAGCUCAUAUUGAAACCAACAUCCGCGAGAAUAUAAAGAUCGGAAAAAGGACAAACGACGAAAAUAAGCUUCGACAAGCUAAAUCCCGCCAAAAGAGGAUCGAUGAUCGCAUGGGUGUCCAAGUAAAUCCAAAUGGAGGAAGGUUCAAGCGGAGCAGAGAUCUGGCUGGCUUUCAUUUCAAAAGCCGGGCAGAUAUUGAAGUUCCAACAGACGAGAGAGGUGUGGUUCUGACACUACCUGACGCGACGGAUUUGCGCUUUCCAGGGCCCCUGCUCUCUCUCGAGGGGGUUACAUUCCGAUAUCCUAACUCCAGUGGCAUUGUCCUGAACAGUGUGAACUUGGUUAUUCAUAUGGGAGACCGCGUCGGUAUCAUGGGUCUCAACGGGUCUGGGAAAACAACCCUGUUGCGCAUAUUGACUGGCGGAUUAACUCCCUCUGCGGGCAAAACUUCGUUUCAUCCACGAUUGAAGACUGUCUACUACAGCCAACAUUCUGUCGAAGAAUUGCAGGAAUUCGGCCGAAGUGAGCCUGGUUCAACUGCCUUGAGUCUCAUGAUGUCCGAGACGCAUGGAACUCUAAACGAGGGAGCCGUGAGAGGUCUUCUUUCAUCAUUAGGAUUGUAUGGACAUAUAGCAUCUGACGUGCCCAUUGCUCAACUAUCAGGCGGACAACUAGCUCGUUUAGCUCUAGCACGGAUUGUCUGGAGCUUUCCACAAUUGUUGAUACUUGAUGAAAUUAGCACUCAUCUGGACUAUCAUACGGUCACUGCAUUGGCCUCUGCUCUUUCGUCUUUCAACGGUGCUAUCCUCCUUGCUUCUCAUGAUCGUUUCCUACUCCGAUCCGUGAUUGAGGGUAAAUGGGAUGAUGAAACACAAGUGGAUGAGACCUUUGAAAGACUCGCCGACGAGGAAGAAGGCACAACAAGCCGACGUCGUUCGGUAUAUGUGCUUAAAAGAGGCGAAUUGGAAGAGCAAGAAGACGGGGUGGGUCAAUUUGAGCAAAGUCUGGCCAAGAGAGUGGAUAGAAUGCUGUCCGACCAGGAAAUUUCCAGCCGAUCUUGAAGACCAGAACGAGAUAAAACGAAGCAAGUGCUAUAAUUAUGCGUGCCACUCGCUUAUCUUAGGGGUGGCCGACGCUAUUUUUGACCAACGAUGCGCCACCGGCUUUAGCUUCCAGGCAUCCUUAGGCUCCAGCGCGGAAACUCAAGUAAACACGGCAAGAUUUCCAACUGCUCAAUGCCGUC